CACACAGACAGGCUAGUGCAUAACACUCCGCCUGUUCUUGGCAGCCAACCUUGCGCUCGAGCGUGAGCAUGACGGCCACUCUCUAGGCUUGCGUCAACUUCUAUAUUCAAUUCCCAUUAGUCUGGUAAUUGCUGUGUUUGUGAACAUAUAUUGAAGAUUCGUAUUGAAGAUUGUUGAUACUGAGGUAUUUCCCGUAUUUCCCAUCCAGAGGGAGCCUACAGUCUCUGAACUGUCCAAUGAAAAUAGAGUUUGCAGCUAGCCAAUGAAAGCAAGACUUUCUUAGAUCAGGUGCUUUCGGUCACGUGACCACGAGUCACGAGUUCAGCGACAAAAAACUACAGCGGGCGAGGUCUAAACCGGCAGGGAGAUCGCCAUAGUUUGACAGUGGUUGAGAACUCAUCAUCUUGAUUACAAGUCUUCGCAUUGCACAUAGACAACUAACUAAAUUCAUCUCAUCAUGUCUGGUGAAUCAGCUUUAACGGAAUUAAAUCCAAUCUAUGGCCCCUUUUUCGGUGUAAUGGGAGCAGCAUCUGCGAUGAUUUUCAGCGCCUUUGGUGCUGCAUAUGGAACUGCGAAAUCAGGAGUUGGUAUUGCUGCCAUGUCAGUUAUGAGGCCAGAAUUGAUCAUGAAAUCAAUCAUUCCUGUGGUCAUGGCUGGUAUUAUUGCAAUCUACGGACUUGUAGUUGCUGUACUUAUUGCAAGUAAAUUGGGAGACCCGUCGCAGUACUCAGCCUACAAUGGUUUCAUUCAUCUUGGUGCUGGGCUUGCAGUAGGAUUUUCAGGACUUGCAGCUGGUUUUGCAGUUGGAAUUGUUGGUGAUGCUGGUGUUCGUGGCACAGCACAACAGCCCCGUUUGUUUGUAGGAAUGAUUCUUAUUCUUAUUUUUGCUGAAGUCUUGGGUCUGUAUGGCUUGAUUGUAGCCAUCUACCUGUACUCCAAGUAAAUGCCAUGGGUAAACAUCUCUCCUAUUGUCAUUCACAAAGCCCAUUAAUCCUUUGCCAACAUUUAGAUAAGUUGUUGAUUGGAUACAUCCUUAGUUUAGGUUUUACCCACACUUCAAGUUGCUGUCUGCAUUGGUGUCUAAAAAUAAGAGGAACAUUCAAAUAUAUAAACCAACACCUGUCAUUCCAAGAUUAUCUUGGUGUUGGCAUGGCAUCAGCAGUGUGAAGUCAUUUUUUUUUUAGCCAGGAUAUUCUUUCUGUUGGGUAACCAUUGUAAUCUGCAAUUGUUACACUCUUGUUCAUUGGUUUUAACUAGAACUUCUAAUUUCCUUAAUUCCAAUUCUUUUUCCUCUUCCAGUGUCAUUUCUCUGUCUAAAUGUAAUAAAUACUAAGUUCGUUUGAGA
Molecule: messenger RNA, 1345 nt
Organism: Daphnia pulex (common water flea)
Lineage: Eukaryota; Metazoa; Arthropoda; Branchiopoda; Diplostraca; Daphniidae
Product: V-type proton ATPase 16 kDa proteolipid subunit
Exons: 4
Coding region: 458-943 (161 amino acids)
Biological process (GO): proton transmembrane transport
Cellular component (GO): proton-transporting V-type ATPase, V0 domain
Molecular function (GO): proton-transporting ATPase activity, rotational mechanism
Source: RefSeq, a predicted model, not a curated record